Anarrhichthys ocellatus (wolf-eel) is the source of this 2308-nucleotide messenger RNA. RefSeq names its product LSM11, U7 small nuclear RNA associated (gene lsm11). Lineage: Eukaryota; Metazoa; Chordata; Actinopteri; Perciformes; Anarhichadidae. The record is from RefSeq and is a predicted model, not a curated record. The transcript has 4 exons. Gene Ontology annotation, cellular component: U7 snRNP. Gene Ontology annotation, biological process: mRNA 3'-end processing by stem-loop binding and cleavage. Bases 61 to 1083 code for a protein of 340 amino acids. Gene Ontology annotation, molecular function: U7 snRNA binding.
UUAACCAGGAUUCUUCACUUUACCGUGUGCUCGUGGUGCUCAUCUGCGGCUGUUUCAAACAUGGAGGAGAGAGAAAGAAAAAGUGCAAAGUCUGACAUUAAAGAAACGGUCGCUUCAGGCUGUUCACGAGCGCCACCAGUACCGGAGCACGAAGCGGCGGCGGGCAGCAAAGCCGGGGACGAUGACGCAGACAAAACAGACGUCUGCUCUGAUAACUUUGACCCGCUCUUGGCCUUGUACUCACCGUCGGUACCGCUUCCUUUCCCAAAUAUCAAGGGCUUCAACAAUGUGGCGGCGUACGAGAGUUUCAUGAAGGGCGGCCGGGGCAGAGCCAAACCGGAGAACGUGGAGAAAAGACGACGGAAGGCGAUGAAAGGGGUGGCGGACCCGGAACGCAUCGAAAGGCUGAAGAAGCUUAUUGUGAACAACCCGGUGUCCGAGAAGGGGGAGAGCAGCAGCGGCACUGCGCGGAGAAAGAGGCAGAAGCCCCAGAAAAACGUCCUGACGAGGAUGCCCCUGUGCACAGGCAGUCCGUUGGGCGAGCUGUACAGAUGUGUCCAGGAGAGGAUAAGAGUCAAAGUUCACAUCAGGACCUUCAAGGGACUGAGGGGAGUGUGCUCCGGCUUCGUCGUGGCCUUCGACAAGUUCUGGAACAUGGCAAUGGUAGAUGUCGAUGAGACGUACAGAGAGCCUCUGCUCGGAGAGGCGUUCUACCACGAAAAGGCCCUCACCAUUUCACGGCUCUUUGAGAAGCUGAAGCUCCAGGAGAACCCAGGAGGUGAUGAGCCAGCAGAAGCACAGGAAACAGCCGGCGAGCAUCGGCGGCCGGCGAACCCCAAAAGUGCCCCGAAAAACCAGCCCGCUCACCCGACCGGCGAGAGAGGGGACGGCGGGAUGGACUCCAAGCUGUCCGACGCUGUUGGAGUCAAACGGGACAAACGCAGAGUCUCGCUGAAGGCCCAGGGCCCCGAGGCGUGUCCGAGGAGAGACUCCCAGACGUACGGCAGGGUCCACACGCGCCACAUCAACCAGCUCUUCAUCCGGGGGGAGAACGUGCUCCUGGUUAACCCACAGCCACUCUGAGUACUGUCCUCGGUCUGAUAACAGAAAGCUGGCCUACAAACAAUUAAGUGAAACAUCUGAAAUGAACUGCCAGAGAUUACAUUUCAUUAGAUUCAGGGGAAUCAAAGGAGGACUGUUAUAUCAUAUUGAUAUGGAGGUUAUUCUCUGCCCACCAGAGAAAGGAUCUUGAUUUUUUUUUUUUUUUUAAGGAAUAAAAGCUUCUCACUUCGAAUUAGUAAUUUCUUGUCUUGUUUUGUUGUCUUGACAGCCACUCAAUUUAUUUUGACACAAUAACUGCGCGUGUGUUAUGGUUAUUACCCAGCAGGUGGCAGCAUAAACGCAUUAGUGCCAUCUGCGGGGCCAUUGUCAUCUCAGAGAGCUUGUCCCUUUAUGUUGCUUUUCCCCGUUAGUUUGAGCAGGAAUGACAGCGCAGUCUCAGCGGACUUCAUAAAUGCAUUAUGAAUAAUUGAGUUUGUGAAGCUCGAGAUUGCAGAUGGCACUCAAAAGCUGUCAUUUGUCUUGACGUCUCAGAUUGCUUUUACUCUUUAAUGGGCACAUUACCCAUAAAAGCACAAUUUACUGCAUCUCAUGGAAGUUGUAAAGAUGCUGCUUCCUUUUUUUUUUCUUUCCUGUUUGAAACCGGCAGAGGUUACUUUUGGAUGAUGAGCGGCACAGAAUGACUUCAUGUUGCGAUGUUUGUGGGUCUGAAUGUCUUAUUUUAGUUUUUCUUAAUUUGACUGCAGAGUUUAAUUGACCCUCUUUCUAUAUAUUUUCAUGCCAUAAAUGGGACACAUUCUAGCAGUAGCUGUUCAUAUAUAGUUACUUUUCACAUAUAUAUUAUUAGUGUAGCCCAUUUAACAGGCCUCUCCAGAGAGUGGAAAAUGGGGUCAAUUGUUUAAUGCAAGCUGUGUUUUAGUCGUGUUUGUCACACCAGUGUGUUCCAACAAACCUCGGUACACUACGAGAAGGGCACAGCACUGGUGGUGAAGAGACGCGCCGCAAUUAGACUACACAACCUUCCUCCUGAGUGUGUCAGAGUAAUCAGGGCAAACUGUACAUUUCAUCAGCUGAAUGAUAUUAAAGGACAAAGUAACAUUUCUUUACGUUAAACUUUAUUAACUGCACCGGUCUCAAUGAGCCUUAUUCCAGUGAACGUGUUGGCGGCUCCAUCCCAUAAUGUCUUAGUGUGAUCUACUUUCUGCUCCUGCAUGUUCACUUUGCAGUGGCACCCUAUGGAUUUGGUAUC